Molecule: messenger RNA, 2010 nt
Organism: Phacochoerus africanus (Common warthog)
Lineage: Eukaryota; Metazoa; Chordata; Mammalia; Artiodactyla; Suidae
Gene: LACTBL1
Product: lactamase beta like 1
Exons: 6
Coding region: 79-1722 (547 amino acids)
Source: RefSeq, a predicted model, not a curated record
CAGCUCAGUCUGCUGAAAGUGAAAAAGAAGUGGCUCUUCCCUGCUUCCUGCAGCUUCUUCUUCCUGCUCUCCAUACUCAUGACUGGCUGCUUCCUGUGGCAGUAUCACCUCCCCAAGCUGAAGACCGGUUCCUUGGGACCAGAGGUGACCUCUGUCCCCGUGAGGAUGUGUCCCCAGCAUCCUGAGCCUGUACCCUUGGCUCACCCCCUCCCUGUGUUGAAGGAGGCCCUGGAAAAGGUGGACAGGCUCCUGCGCCAGGCACUGUCUGCCCCAGGCCUGGCUGCUAUAUCUGCAGUUGUCAUCCACAAUGACACCGUGCUCUGGACGGGGAACUUUGGAAGGAAGAAUGGUUCAGACCCAGCUUCUGGGCCCCCUAAUGAGUACACCAUGUACCGGAUCUCCAGCCUCUCCAAGAUCUUUCCUGUCCUCAUGCUGUACCGCCUGUGGGAGGAGGGCAUCGUAGCCUCUCUGGAUGACCCUCUGGAGCGGUAUGCCAGCACCUUCACCAUCAACAACCCGCUGGGCAUGGUGUCAGCCCCUGGACAACAGAGCCUGAUGGAUGGGCUGGAGGAGGUGGGCCCAGCCCCAAGGCCUUCGCCUGUCACCCUCCGAAGGAUGGCCAGCCAGCUCUCAGGGCUGCCCCGAAGGCUUCGCUCCACUUCUCUGCUGUGGAAGGGCAGCACCCAAGAGGCCCUGAGCCUGCUCAAGGAUGAUGUGCUGGUGGCAGACCCAGGAACCAGAUGCCAUUACAGCACACUGGCCUUCUCACUUCUGGCCCAUGUCCUAGCAGCCCACACGGCCCAGGGUGACUACCAGCGCUGGAUCUUGGAAAACGUACUGGAGCCGCUGGGAAUGGUGGACACUGGCUUCGAUCUUACACCCCUUGUGCGCGCCCGCUUGGCAGCUGGCUUCUAUGGCAGUGGGCGGCCAGCGCCGCUCUACGACCUGGGCUGGUACCGCCCGUCCGGCCAGAUGUACUCCACUACGGCUGACCUGGCCAAGCUGGCGGUGGCGCUGCUGGGCAACGGGCCACAGCGGCUUUUGCGGCCCGACGCGGCCAAGACGCUGCUAGCGCCACUGCUGGCCUGCUCCGGCGCCUACUUCGCCAACGAGACGGGCACACCAUGGGAGUUCCAUGUGCAGCGAGGCUAUCGCGUGGUGCGUAAGGACGGCGACCUGGACGGCUACGCUGCCACCUUCUCCCUGGUGCCGCCACUACGCCUGGGCCUCGUGCUGCUUCUGGCCGGGCCGAGGCCACCCGGUUCCGACCUGGUGGCGCAGGCCUACGAUGUGCUCCUGCCGGCCAUGGAGAGGGCCCUACGGGAGGCAGAGCUCAGCCCGGCUCCGCCGCCCAGCGCGCGCCCCUUUGCUGGCUACUUCACUUUCUCCAACUUGACUUUCUACGAGGUGCGCGCUGGGCCGGCGGGCGAGCUGCGCCUGCGCCAGUUCGGGCCUCGCGUGGAGGCGCUGGUGCCCCCGGCGUUCCGCACGUUGGCACUGCGCCACCUGCGUGGCCGUGUCUUCCAGCUCCACGUGGCUCGCGAGUUCCCUUGCACGCUUCCGCUGGGCGACUCCUGGCUGUCCCUAGAGGCUCAGCACGGGCAGCUAGUCAACUUCUACCCCUUGGACCGCCACGGGCUGUCCCCCGGCUUCGACGUGCCGGGCCUCAACACGUACCGAGUGUUGCGGCUGCUGCACAAGCCAGUAUUCAAAACCCAGUGACUCCGGGCUCUGUUUGGAGCCCCCCUUCUCUCACCUUCCAGCUUUCCAACCUCCUUUUGCAAGGUAAGGCUGUAGGGAUGUCUGUUAAAGAAUUUGAGGAGUUGGCAGAGUCAGGUAAGGCAGUGCUACUGAAAGGGUGGUCCACUGACCACAGCUAGUUGUGAACCAUUAUCCAUGGGAGAGGAAGAGUUAAGUACAGAAGUUUACAGAGCAUUUAGAAACUGUAAUAUCAUGUUGUGUUGACAGAGAACUUUUGUGUCUGUUGAAUCUGAGACAGAACAUGGUCCA